This is a messenger RNA of Daucus carota subsp. sativus, 2295 nucleotides long. Its product is annotated as probable nucleoredoxin 1. Lineage: Eukaryota; Viridiplantae; Streptophyta; Magnoliopsida; Apiales; Apiaceae. The transcript is spliced from 3 exons. The coding region runs from base 74 to 2068 and encodes 664 amino acids. The record is from RefSeq and is a predicted model, not a curated record.
CUAUAGAGGAGAUAUAUUAGGUUUGAAGGUGCGUGGAUUGAUUUAGAUAUUGGAUAGAGGAAGGGCGAUAGUUAUGAAUACAGUCGGAGGAAAAUUGAUGGGUUUGUGCAAAUGUUUGGUAGGCAGAGGAGGAAGAAGAAGCAACAAUUGUUAUGCUGCUGCUGCUUUUCCAAGCUUCAAUUCAUUCAAAUAUCAAAGCCCCGGGCAGGGAAGGAGUGUGUUUAUUCCACCAGACCCAAAUCCAAGUCCUGAGGGUAAUACUGAAAAGCCCGUACAAGUUGGGAGUUUUGACAGAGACGCUCGUCCAGCCAUGAAUGCACCCACUACAAAUGCCUUUGAAGCAAUUACUGGAAAUCUUGAAAAUAAAAGUACAAUGAUGAGAAUUGCUAAGCAUACUGAAAAGAUGGACUGGGGUACGGUGAUUGAAAAAGGGGACGUGAUUGAUAUAAACGACCUUGUUUUCACCAAAAAACGGGAUUAUCUCAUCAGAUACAAUGACAAGCAACGGGUGAAAGCUGGGGAGUUGGCAAACAAGCUUAUUGUUGUAUAUUUUGUGCCUUUAUUAGCUGGUUCUUUGCGAGAGAAGAUGGCCACAACACAUUUGAUAGACACGUACAACUAUUUGCUGCCUCGUAAAGUUUUCGAGGUAGUCUUGGUCGCUUAUGAGACUGAUAUAACACUUGGUUUUGAUGAAAACCCCGAGAAGCAAUUUGAAGCUCUGUUUUCUCUCAUGCCGUGGACUGCCAUCCCAUUCUCAGAUGUGGCAUCUAGAGAUUGUCUGAGUAGAAGAUUUGGUAUCUGCCGCUCUGAACCUAAGCUUGACUUGUUUGUCAUUGAUUCGACGGGCAUGGUUGUGCAAGAUAGUUGUUUUCAUUUAUUUGAAAAAUAUGGAGGUCUGGCCUAUCCUUUCACCGAUGGAAGGAUACAAUUCCUGGAAUCUCAAGAUGCUGCACUAGCUGAGCGACCCUCUUUGAAAAUGCUCCUAGCUUCUCAUGAUCGUGAUUAUGUUGUCUCUAACAAAGGGGAUAAGGUACCUAUUGACACUCUCGAAGAAAAAGUUGUAGCCCUAUACUUUUAUGAAGAGCAUAAAACUCAUAGUAGGCUCACAGCAGAUAUUGAAUUGGCUUAUGAAGAGUUCGCUAAAAAGAAAAAAGAAUUUGAGGUUGUGCUCAUUUACCUGUAUGACACAGAGGGUACCUGUGGUUAUACAAAUGAAGAAUCGUUUAACAGAACAUUUGAGUCUAUGCCUUGGUUGGCACUCCCAUUUGCAGACCCGGCAUAUACAAAGUUGAAGCGCUUUUUUGGCUAUAAUUUUGAUUUGGGUGAGAGAAUAGAAACUCCCUCACUUGUAAUCUUUGGGCCUUAUGGCAAAUUCAUUGAACCGUGGGGUGCUGACAUCUUGAUGAAAUUUAAGCUUCCAGCUUAUCCGUUCACUCGUGAGAAAGUUGCGAAGCUAGAGACUGAAAAAAUAAAGGAAUUGAAGCUGGAGAUGCUCUGGGAUCGGAAAACAUCUUUUAGAAGAAAUGAUGGGACUGAGGUUCCAUUGUAUGAACUUGUGGGGAAGAGAAUUAUACUCUUUUUUGAGGGCAAAUAUUACCGGAAGCAUUCAGCAGGCUUCUUGAACGUAUUAAAAAAUAAUUAUGCCUACAUGGAGUGUCUAAAGGGUACAGAUCAUGAGUUCGAAGUGAUAUACAUUACCACCAACAAAAGGAAAGCACUCUACGAGGAGAUGAUUUUCGAUGUACGUUGGUUGUUUGCACAUGAAUCCGAGUUGUUACCUAUUGAUCUUAGUUUAUAUUGUUGCUACUGUCAGCCCAUUAAGUUCCUUUGCAGCCACCCACCUGGUUGGUGUGGUAAAGGUUCUUCACUUCUUGCCUUUGAUAAAGACGGAAAACUUAUCAGUAAAUUAGUACAUCUUUCUAGUGAUACUGAAAAUCCAUUUUGUGAUGCUGAUAUGGAGAAGAGGGCAUUAUUUGAAUUAAAUUUCCAUCACGAAUGGUUCCACCUGGAUCAGCAAUAUAAGGGGCUGGUUAUCAACUCAUUGCACGAAGAGUACCCUGAAAUCUGAAUAAGCUUGGCUGAUCAAUAUUUCUAGAUAAUUAAUUUAAUAAAGCCUUGGUAUUUAUAUUGAGAAGUGUGCUAAUAGGAGAUUGUCAUUUUUAGUAAAGCUUGUGUAUGUGUUGAGGAAUGCUAUAUUGUUAUAGCUUCGCGGACAUAUUGAUGUGUACUCUUCAUUGAACCAUGUUCUAUCUAUACUUAUUAUGUUCUAUCAAAAAAGAUAUUGGACAGAGGAUC